Oryzias melastigma (Indian medaka) is the source of this 10177-nucleotide messenger RNA. It is a transcript of the gene sptbn2, whose product is annotated as spectrin beta chain, non-erythrocytic 1. Gene Ontology annotation, cellular component: spectrin; plasma membrane; cell junction. The record is from RefSeq and is a predicted model, not a curated record. Gene Ontology annotation, molecular function: structural constituent of cytoskeleton; actin filament binding; phospholipid binding. Gene Ontology annotation, biological process: actin cytoskeleton organization. NCBI's taxonomy places the organism in Eukaryota, Metazoa, Chordata, Actinopteri, Beloniformes, Adrianichthyidae.
UCCUCCUCCUCCUCUACCUCCACCAGCAGCUGGAGCACAGCGUGGUUUCGUAACGCGCCGGUGCAGCGCGGAGGAAACCUUCAUUUUUUUCUCCUUUUUUCAACUGUUGUUGGUCGAGGAUGCGGAUUGAUAUGAGGGACGUUAUCAGCGUCACCUGGGAUUUUUAACCGUUACAUUUUCAGCUAGCAUAGCUGCGCGCGUGCCAAGAAAAAAAAAUAAAGCGUUUUUUUCAUGUCUACCAAAAGAUUAAAUUUAGUUAAAAUAUAUUUUCGACUACAUUUGUGCCCAAAGAAAGAGAAAUAAAAGAUUUUUUUUUUUCUUAACCUGACACCAUGAGCACAAUUUCGCCCACGGACUUCGACAGCUUGGAGAUCCAGCAGCAGUAUAAUGACAUCAAUAACCGCUGGGACCUGGCGGCGGAGACCGACUGGGAUAACGAGAACAGUUCGGCGCGUCUGUUUGAACGUUCCCGCAUUAAAGCUCUUGCAGAUGAGCGUGAAGCAGUACAGAAAAAAACCUUCACAAAAUGGGUAAACUCCCACCUAGGCCGAGUGACUUGUCGCAUCGGUGACUUGUACACAGACCUGCGAGAUGGCCGGAUGCUAAUCCGCCUGCUGGAAGUUCUCUCAGGAGAACAGCUGCCAAAACCCACUAAGGGCCGCAUGCGUAUCCACUGCCUGGAAAAUGUAGAUAAAGCCCUGCAAUUUCUCAAAGAGCAAAAGGUCCAUCUAGAAAACAUGGGGUCACAUGAUAUUGUGGAUGGAAACCACCGCCUGACCCUCGGCCUCAUCUGGACCAUCAUUCUUCGCUUUCAGAUCCAAGACAUUAGUGUUGAGACAGAAGACAACAAGGAGAAGAAAUCAGCUAAAGAUGCUCUGUUGCUUUGGUGCCAAAUGAAAACUGCUGGAUAUCCCAAUGUCAACAUCCAUAACUUUACCACCAGUUGGAGAGACGGACUUGCGUUCAAUGCCAUCGUGCACAAACACAGACCUGAUGUGAUAGAGUUUGAUAACUUAAAAAGAUCCAACGCUCAUUAUAAUCUUCAAAAUGCCUUCAAUGUGGCUGAGAAAGAAUUGGGGCUUACAAAGCUGUUGGAUCCUGAAGAUGUUAACGUUGAUCAGCCUGAUGAAAAGUCCAUCAUCACGUAUGUGGCAACUUACUACCAUUACUUCUCCAAGAUGAAAGCUCUGGCAGUGGAAGGCAAACGAAUUGGCAAGGUGCUCGACUACGCUAUUGAGGCUGACCAGCUGAUAGAUAAGUAUGAGACUCUGGCAUCGGAGCUGCUGCAGUGGAUCGAGCAGACCAUAGGGACACUCAAUGACCGGCAGCUAGCAAACUCACUGAAUGCUGUUCAGAACCAGCUUCAGGCUUUCAACUCCUACAGAACGGUAGAGAAACCCCCAAAAUUUACGGAGAAAGGGAACUUGGAAGUUCUCCUCUUUACGAUUCAAAGCAAGAUGAGGGCAAACAAUCAAAAAGUUUACGUGCCAAAGGAGGGAAAGCUCAUCUCUGACAUCAACAAGGCAUGGGAAAGACUUGAGAAGGCCGAGCAUGAACGGGAGCUGGCCCUGAGGAAUGAGCUGAUUCGCCAGGAGAAGCUGGAGAUGCUGGCCGCCCGCUUCGACCGGAAAGCUGCUAUGCGAGAAACGUGGCUGAGUGAGAACCAGAGACUGGUUUCUCAGGAUAAUUUUGGAACAGAUUUGGGCGCGGUGGAAGCUGCCACUCGUAAACAUGAGGCCAUCGAGACAGAUAUUAAUGCAUAUUUGGAGCGUGUGGUGGCUGUGGAAGAUGUGGCUAAAGAGCUAGAAGCAGAGGGUUACCAUGAUGUGCGGCGAGUACUUGCACGCAGAGAUAACGUGCUCCGGCUUUGGGAAUACCUAAAAGAGCUUUUGGCUGCACGCAGAGAGCGUUUGACCGCUCAUCGCGACCUGCAAAGACUGUUUCAGGAGAUGCGCUACAUCACGGACUGGAUGAAAGAUGAACAGGGGCGUUUGCAAUCUCAAGACACUGGUAAACAUUUGCAUGAUGUGUUAGACCUUCUCCAAAAACACAAUCUGGUAGAAGCCGACAUAUCAGCUCAGGCAGAGAGGAUCAAGGGAGUGCAGGCAGCCGCAAAGCCAUUCACCUCUUAUGAACAGGCCUACAAGCCUUGUGAGCCUGGACUAGUUGAUGAGAAGGUUGAGCGGCUGGGUCAAGCCUAUGAGGAACUCGGUCAGCUUGCUUCAGCACGCAGGGAACGCCUGGAAGAUUCGCGGCGCCUGUGGCAGUUUCUGUGGGAUCUGGGAGAGGAAGCCGCCUGGAUCAGAGAGCAGGAGCAGAUCCUAGCCAGUGGAGACUGUGGCCGGGACCUGACUUCCGCCCUGCAUCUGCUCAGCAAACAUGAGGCUUUCAGGGAUGAGAUGGCAGCCCGCUUUAUGCCCCUCAACAACAGCAUUGCUGCAGGAGAAGCUCUGAUUAACGAGGGACACUUUGGAGCCCCAGAGGUCACCGAGAGGAUUCAAGAUGUCCGUGCACAGUGGGCUCAUCUUGAGGAAACAACCAAGCUCAGAGAGCAGAGCCUCAAGGAAGCGGUGGCCUUGCACCAGUUUCAAACUGAUGCUAAUGACAUGGAGGCCUGGAUUAUGGAGACUCUCAGACAGCUGUCCAGUCCAGAGUUGGGACACGAUGAGUUCUCCACCCAAACACUUGCUCGCAAACAGAGAGAAAUAGAUGAGGAGAUCCAAAGCCACCGCCCGCUCAUCAACGCUCUGCAUGAACAAGCUCAAGCUCUGCCUGAGGCCUAUGUGAGCCACCCUCAGGUUGACGGUCGCCUUCCUUCCAUUGAAGAACGCUAUAAGGAACUGGAAUCUCUGUCAGCGGCCCGGCGCCAGGCCCUGGAUGGUGCCCUGUCCCUCUACCAAAUGUUCAGCGAAGCUGACGCCUGCCUGCUCUGGGUGGAGGAGAAGGAGCAGUGGUUAGACGGCAUGGAGAUCCCCACCAAACUGGAGGACUUGGAGGUUGUACAGCAGAGAUUUGAGAGUCUUGAACCGGAGAUGAACAACUUAGGUGCUCGUGUCACGCAUGUGAAUGAUGUGGCAGAGCAGCUACUGAAUUCUGAGAACUGUCGCCAAGACCAGAUCCACCAGACUAAAGACCAGCUGAACAACAGAUGGGCGGAGUUUGAUCAACUGGCUGGUCAGAAGAAACAGGCCCUAGAGUCUGCUCUGAACAUCCAGAACUACCAUCUUGAGUGUAAUGAGAUCCAAUCCUGGAUGAAGGAGAAGACUAAAGUGAUUGAGUCUACUCAGAGUUUGGGCAAUGACUUGGCUGGAGUAAUGGCACUGCAGCGGAAGCUUACUGGCAUGGAGAGAGACCUGGAAGCUAUUCAGGGUAAACUUGAUGACCUGAGAAGUGAGGCAGAGAAGCUUGCCAGUGAGCAUCCCGAUCAGGCGGAAGAGAUCCAGGGACGGCUGGCUGAGAUCCAGGAGGUGUGGGAGGAGCUCAACGCCACCAUGAAACGGAGGGAAGAAUCUCUAGGAGAAGCCAGCAAACUUCAGGGCUUCCUCCGAGACCUCGAUGAUUUCCAGUCCUGGCUGUCGCGUACGCAGACGGCCGUGGCCUCAGAAGACAUUCCCACGUCACUGCCCGAGGCGGAGAGUUUGCUCGCCCAACACGAGAGCAUCAAGAACGAAGUUGACAACUAUAAGGAGGACUAUGAGAAGAUGCGUGCCGUUGGCGAGGAGGUCACUCAGGGUCAGACAGAUGCCCAGCACAUGUUCUUGGCUCAGAGGCUCCAGGCGUUGGACACUGGUUGGCAUGAGUUACGGCGCAUGUGGGAGAACCGCCACAGCCUGCUGGCUCAAGCCUUUGACUUCCAGAAUUUCCUGAGAGAUGCAAAGCAGGCAGAAGCUUUCCUGAACAGCCAGGAGUAUGUUCUCUACCACACAGAGAUGCCCACCAACCUUCAAGCAGCUGAAGAAGCCAUUAAGAAGCAUGAGGAUUUCCUCACUACCACAGAGGCCAGCGAGGAGAAGAUUAAUAGUGUAGUGGAUUCUGGACGGCGCCUCAUUAAUGACUCUAAUGCAAACUCUGAUAAGAUUCAAGAAAAAGUGGAUUCAAUCCAGGAAAGGCAUAAUAAGAAUAAGGAAGCUGCAAAAGAGCUGCUGACGAAGCUUAAGGACAACCGUGAACUUCAGCACUUCCUCCAGGAUGGACAAGAGCUCACAUUGUGGAUCAACGAGAAGAUGCUGACAGCACAGGAUAUGUCUUAUGAUGAGGCCAGGAAUCUGCACAGCAAGUGGCAGAAACACCAAGCCUUCAUGGCAGAGCUGGCAUCCAACAAAGAUUGGCUGGAUAAGAUCGAUAAGGAGGGUCAGGCGCUGGUGGUGGAGAAGCCUGAACUGAAACCUGUGGUCCAGCAGACCCUGGAGGACCUGCAGCGUCAGUGGGAGGAGCUAGAGGGCACGACCCGCACCAAGGCUCAGUGCUUGUUUGAUGCCAACAGGGCGGAGCUUUUUACACAGAGCUGCUCCGCUCUUGACGUGUGGCUGAAAAACCUUGAGAGCCAGCUUCACAGUGAUGACUAUGGAAAAGAUUUAACCAGUGUCAACAUCCUUCUUAAGAAACAACAGAUGCUGGAGCAUCAGAUGGAGGUCAGAGAGAAGGAGGUGCAGUCACUGCAGGCUCAGGCUCUCGCUCUGUCCCAGGAGGAUGCUGGGCUGACAGAAAUCGACGGUCAGCAGAGACAAGUCACUGACAGCUUCUCAAACCUUCAGCAGCCUCUGCAGCUCAGGAAACAGAAGCUACUCACCUCCAAAGAGGCCCAUCAGUUCAACAGAGACCUGGAAGAUGAAAUACUGUGGAUCACAGAGCGGAUGCCCUUGGCAACUUCUACAGAGCAUGGAAAAGACCUUCCUACUGUUCAGCUGCUGAUCAAGAAGAAUCAGACGCUGCAGAAGGAGAUCCAAGGCCAUCAGCCUCGCAUCGAUGACAUCCUCAAACGAGCCGAGACUCAGAGCCAGGUUGAUGGGGAGAGACAGGCUCUUCUGGAGGAGCGGCUUGCAGAGCUGAGGGAUCUGUGGGACCAGCUGAUUUCAGAGACGGACAACCGCAACACACGUUUGCUAGAGGCCAGGCGGGCACAGCAGUUCUAUGCUGACGCUGCUGAGGCAGAAGCCUGGAUGGGAGAGCAAGAGCUGCACAUGAUGUCAGAGGAAAAGGCCAAGGAUGAACAAAGCGCUCUCGUCAUGGUGAAGAAGCACCAGAUCCUGGAACAAACCCUGGAAGACUACGCCCAAACGAUCCACCAGCUGGCCAACAGCAGUCGCCUCAUGGUCACAAAUGAACACCCGGAGAGUGAGAGAAUCACCCUACGACAAGCUCAGGUGGACAAGCUCUAUGCAGGUCUGAAGGACCUUGCAGAGGAGCGGCGUGGACGGCUCCAGGAAAGGCUGCGGCUCACCCAACUCAAGCGUGAGGUCGAUGACCUGGAACAGUGGAUUGCUGAGAGGGAGGUGGUUGCUGGCUCCCACGAGCUGGGACAGGACUAUGAACAUGUCUCUAUGCUGAGGGACAAGUUCCGUGAGUUUGCUCGUGACACCAGCACUAUUGGCCAAGAACGUGUGGAUGGCGUAAAUGCAUUAGCAGAUGACCUCAUCGAAUCUGGCCACCCGGAGAACGCCAGUGUGGCCGAGUGGAAGGACGGCUUAAACGAGGCCUGGGCCGACCUGCUGGAGCUCAUAGACACACGCACGCAAAUGCUGGCAGCCUCCUACGAGCUGCACCGGUUCCACCAAGACGCCAUGGAGGUGCUGGGACGUGUGAAGGAGAAGCGCGAGACUCUUCCUGCAGACCUCGGUCGUGACCUGAACACCGUCAAGCAUCUACACAGACAACACCAAACUUUAGAAAAUGACAUCCAGGCCCUCAGCUGGCAGGUGAACCAGGUGCAGGAUGAUGCUGCGAGGCUGCAGAAAGCCUAUGCUGGUGAGAAAGCAGAUGACAUUCACAGGAGUGAGCACGCUGUGAGCUCCGCCUGGGAGGCUCUGCAGGAGGCGUGUCAGGCCCGCAGGCUCCUGCUGCAGGACACUGUGGAGAAGUUCCGUUUCCUCAACGCGGUGCGAGAUCUCAUGCUCUGGAUGGACGGUGUUAACCUGCAGAUCGAUGCACACGACAGCCCCAGGGACGUCUCCUCUGCAGAGUUGGUCAUUGCUAAUCAUCAAGAUAUAAAAUCAGAGAUCGAUACCAGAGCAGACAGCUUCACUGCCAGUAUUGAUAUGGGAAAUGCCCUAAUCAACAAAAGUCAUUAUGCAGCUGAUGAGAUCCGAGAGAAACUCACUCAGCUGCAGGAAAGGAGGGAUGAGAUCAACAAGAAGUGGCAGGACAAGAUGAAUCAUUUACAAAUAGUGUUGGAGGUGCUGCAGUUUGGGCGGGAUGCAUCUGUGGCAGAGUCGUGGCUGGCAGGUCAGGAGCCUCUCGUGCGCGCUGCUGAACUGGGCACAAAUGUAGAUGAAGUCGAAAGCCUCAUCAAACGCCACGAAGCCUUUGAGAAGCUGGCGACAGCUUGGGAGGAACGCUUUCUGCUGCUGGAGAAACUCACAACACUCGAGGAGCAGGAGUUACAGAGGAGGCGAGAGGAAGAAGAGAGAGCUCGAAGGCCCCCCACACCCCCACCAGCGGAGGAGGUGACACCAUCUAAAGCAGAAACUCAGGCAAAUGAUUCUGAAGCCAGAACCAGUUUGGACCAAACUACACUUAAUCAGUCCGUGCCAGUGAAUGGAUUACACAGCGACAACGACACAUCUCAGGGCUCAGAGUCCGAGUCGGUCAAUGGGCCGGGGCGGGACAGCGGGCUGGCGUCUUCUCGCCUGGAGGCGUCCGCCACCUUACCUGGCAGAGGGGGAGCGGACUCGGACGCAGAAUGUAUGGAGGGGAUGCUCUGCCGAAAGCAGGAGAUGGAGUCCCACAACAAAAAGGCAGCUAGCAGAUCCUGGCAGAACGUGUACUGCGUCCUGAAGAGAGGAUACCUCGGUUUCUACAAAGACAACAAGAGUGUCAGCAGUGGCAUCCCGUACCACGGAGAGGUGCCCUUCAGCUUGGAGGAGGCCGUGUGUGAAGUAGCCAACGACUACAAAAAGAGGAAACACGUGUUCAAGCUCAGGCUUGAAAACGGGAAAGAAUAUCUAUUCCAAGCUAAGGAUGAGGUGGAAAUGAAUUCCUGGAUACAAUCCAUCCGGCGCUCCAUCCCUACAGGAUCCCAGGACUCGCCCGGAGGCCCGCGGGCGCUCAGCCGUGCUAUGACGAUGCCCCCCAUCUCCCCGAGCUCCGGCGAAACCGGCAGCGUCACCCUUCGCAACAAAGACGGCAAAGAAAAGGACCGCGAGAAGAGGUUCAGCUUUUUUGGAAAGAAGAAAUAAAACACUUGGCAACAUAAAAAAAGGGACAGAAAUGAAAAUGCACACAGGUUACAGAAACACACUGCUCUCAGUGCAAGGCCCUGAGGAACCCCCACACAGAAAACUCCUGUUUUCCUUUUCUCUUCUUUGAUUCUCUCCUUCUGCGUUGUUCACUCAGUCCAUAUUUCACCUGUGUCUGCAGUCUUCUCCAACCCUGAGAAUCUGUUUCAGACUAGCUCGUCAGUCAGAGUCAGUGACGGCGUGGUUGUUCAGCAGCUCAGCUCCGGUCCACCAACUACUCCUCCGUGAGUCUUAACUAGAAGACGCCGGACGCCGGCCCGCUCUUCCUAAACGAACCGCUUCACUCAUCUCUUCUUACGUUCUUGGUUUUGAUGUUAAUAUUCCACUUAAUAUUCUUACUAUUUAUAUUUUGCAAUUGUUGGUUUGAAACAAACAAACUAACUGGUAGAUAAUCUUGGCGGAUGUUGUGGAAGAAAACGAGUUUGUAUCCAGUAGUGGAAGACAUUGCGCUUAUUACCCUUAUACGUGUUUUUCUUUCUUUUUUUGGAAGGAAUGUUUUUGAGGUUUUUCACAACCAAACUAAAGCUCAGUUUAUAGCUGUGUGCAUUAAGUUUCAUUGGAAAAAUGUUAUAUAAAUAUUUAAUAAGUGGUUUCAUUUUUAUUUUACCUCUAAUUUUGCCUGUUUUUGAUUUUUGAGUGAUUUUCUUUUCUGCUUGAUUUUCAGCUUUUUUCUGUACAAAGCAGAGAUUAGUUUUCUAGUGUGUGAGCGUGUGUGUGUGAGUUGUGGUGCUGUGGAUUUUUGCAUGUUUAUUUGUUCUUUAUCAUUCACGGUCAGACGGUUGGAGCUUUCCUUUUUCUUUUUUUAAGCGCUCAAAUUCUGACCCAGACCAGAUAAACACAAAUUCAAAUCCUAAUCCUCCAAAUUUUUUUUCUUGCAGUCAUAAAAAUCACGUUUUUUUUUUUUUUUUAAUUUCCUGGUGUGAGGGUUUGUGGGCGGUCUGUAGAUAAUUUUAAAAGCCUUUUAUUUUUUUCAAAGCAGGCAGCAGAGAUGCAGGAAAAGCGAUGAUCAGCUGACAGAUCAGGUUACAGGUGAAGUGAGUGAUGUGGAAGUGAUGCUGGAUGGGCGGUGAGGAAUGCACACAUUUACCCAGAAUCUUUAUUUUUGAUUUUCUUCCACAACCCCACCUCUAUGAAACUGGUCUCAAAGGAAGUGUUCUUAUAGUCAAAUGUGAAUGUUCUAUAUGUGCAGUUUGGCAAUGUCCCAGUAUAUGUCAGUGAGAUUCUGAACAUGUGGGAAGCUCUGCACAGAAGCGAUGGCAGAUAAGAAAAAGGUGUGAAUUUUUCUUGAAGAGCUUUUUUUUUUUUUUUUUUUGCUCUUGGCAUGACAUCAGUUUAGACAUGUUUCUGUCCAAUCAUUGCCAUCUGCUGUCUUCUUCUUCUAAAGAGAGAACACCUCAAGAAUUCAGUCAUUUUUUUAAAGCGCUUGCCAGUUUUAAAGCCUGAAGGUUUAGUCAGUCAGCUCAACACUUUCUUUAUUUCUUCAAUGAUCUCAUGCUAUACAUAUUUAAUGAUAAAAAGGGCAUAAACACUAACUUGUGAAUGUAGACUACGGCAUGAUUUCACUUCCGAAUCGCGUGAGGAAGCAGCAGAAUUCCGAAAUCUGAUCAUAUGUUGGUGUUAAGCGAAUGGAUGUUUGAGAGUUUCCUCAUGGGAAUGUGGGGACCGCUGAACUGCCGGCCUUAAAUUUCCCCCUUCCCGCUCAGUUUAAAGAAUCGAAGAAGAGACGUGUCGAAAUGUCCACGCGGACGAUGUUGACGUUUGGGUCAGUUGGCGGCGCCGCUCUCUCUAGACGUGCUCGGACUUGCUCCGUCUGCAGGGGGGUUUAGCGUCCCAGGUGUUUUAACAGAGCUCCUGGUUUCACUUUUGCACCUGCAGCUCAGAUGCAACGUGGAAGCCGGCGCCGUUUCAGACGGAGAGGUCAUUCCUCCUCCUUUGACCUCAGUCGAUGGCGGCACUCGGAGGUCACACGGUUUUCCUAACAGCUCAUUGAAUGUGAACAAUUUCAACUACUUUGGCCAAAUUGGUCACAUGAAGCAAAAACAUUUCUGGUACUUGACAUACUCUCCACAGGCUCUGGAUAGACCCUCACGCAGUAGUACAGCCUUCUGACCCUGGCAGCCCGGGGCUUGCAGGAGCGCCCCCAGCUGGCUGUGAUGUGAUGUUGCAUCAUUUUGAGUCACUUUGGUGCUCCUGGUAAUCUUCAACCACAAAAUGGGAAGUAUCAAUGUCAGAGACAUCAGUUUGUGGUUCUACUUCAUGAAGAAAACAAAGCCGCUUUUCCAUGUGUAGUGGUAGAUUUGAGUGAAAACAGACUGGUGGGGUUUUGAGCUUCCUAUUUUAGAAGAAGACGGGAUCUUUUCUUGUAUUUUUUUUCUUCUUCAGUGGUCUGUCUUGCAGCGUUUAAGAAGCCUGUCCUCCCUUCAUCCCUCAUUCCUUUGGACAAAUGUAUGUUCCUACUCUGUGAUUCAUAGUUGGUACUAUCAUUACUAUUAUUAAUGCUAUUAUGAUCAUUAUUGCUACUAUUGUUACUACUGCUGUUACUAAUGCGAUUUAUUGCAAAAAUCUCAACUGCUGUCCAUUUUCAGGUAUGUGUCUGUUGAAGCAGACCCUUCCACAUGAUGUCAGUGUGCUGUGGAGCAUUUUCAUUACAAAUUAAAACUGUUUGUUGACUUGUGUAUCUACAUCUAAUAUUAGGAAUAAUAAAAAAAAACGGUUUAAUCAAA